AUGGCUGCAAGCGAUGUGACGGUCGUCAGAGCAGACCUGCUCCAACGGCUCAAACAGGGCGAAAGCUGUCGACUGGUACUUGGUCCAUGCCCACCAGAGUUGCUGGCAGACAAGGAUCUGAUGCUGAAAGCUUUGGAAUUCAAUGCGUAUGCCGUCGAGUAUUUGGCAGCGCCCUUGCUUGAAGAGCGGGAAAUUUGGAUGACAGCCACAAAGCAGAAUUUCCAUGCACUGCGGUCCUGUUCUGCGGAUUUGCUUGGUGACAAGGAGACAGCGCUGUCACUGAUUGAAGCAGAUGCCUUCGCUUUGCGAUAUUUGUCACCAGAGCUUCGCAGUGACCGAGAGGUGGUCCUGCAGGCCUUGAAAGGUACCGGCUUGGCCCUGGAAUUUGCCUCUGCUGAGCUUCGUGCAGAAAGAAAAGUAGUGGAGAAGGCUGUCCAAAAAGAUGGCUUGGCACUGGAGUUUGCUUCCCUGGAGCUGCAGAAGGAUGAAGGCAUUGCACUCGAGGCCGUCAAAAGCAACACAGCUGUGAUUCGGAUACUACCCGAAUCGCUUUCUCGAAGCAUGAGUUUUCUGUUGCAGGCUGCAGUGGCUGGAGGAAGCAGCAUUCUACGCUUCGUCGCUCCUGAGUUUGCUUCAGACAAGGUUUUUGUCAUGCACGUCAUCAAGUCAGACUGUACUGCCCUGAAACACUGCCCAAAGGAGUUGAAGGAAGAUCCCAGCCUGCAGCUGGCAGCUGUGGAAGCAGGUGGUCCCCAGGGAAGCGCUGCACUGGAACUGGCACCCCAAGCUUUGCGCACUGAUCGUGCCUUUUUGCUGCGCUGUGCCAAGAUCACACCCCAGGCCCUGCGACUGGCACCGGAGGAGCUGCAAAAAGAUCGCAGCUUUGUCAUGGAGGCAGUGCGUGCCAGAGGCGCCGCCCUUCAAUUUGCACUGUUCGAGUUUCGCAUGGACCAUGAUGUGGUUUUCGAAGCGGUGAAGCAGGACUUGGGUGCUCUAGCGUUUGCAGAUACAAGUUUGAGACAUAAUGCAAAGUUCAAGGAAGAGAUUGCCUAUUUGCAGAAGGGCAUCCAGGUUUCGAUCGAGGAUCUGCACAGAGAACAACAACAUCCAACAACUUACGGCCUCGCGGCGAAGCCGUUCCUCGCCAUGGUAUCCACGGUGGCGAAUCGUCCCCGGGCAUCAGUUGUUCAGAGAGGACAGGCGGCCGUGCGCAAUGCGGCUCCAUCGACAUGCGAUGAACCGAAACCAUCACCAGUGGCACAAGGAUCGAGCGAGGAGCACGGCCGCUUGGCGGGCCGCUAUCCCACCUCACUCGUCUUGGCCAUGGUCAUGAUGGAUUUGCUGCCAGGCAUUGUCGAGUUCAGAACAAGCACGGGCGCUUCAGACUUUCUUGACUUCCGUCCGCGCGUUGGAUGGCUGCUCAUCAGUAGGCUCAUGACAAGUGGCAUUGCCUUCAACGUUGCGUGUCUGCUGCUGUCCCUGCUGCUGUCCCUGCUGGGCUCUCCUGCCAGGCUGGUAUGUCCGCUGCUUCAGCGCUUUCCAAAGUAUUUCCUCUUCGUGGGAUUUUUGCUUCGGGUCUUGGAAGAGUGCGUGAGUCCAAGGUUUCUUCUCCGCACGAUCUACCUGAUCUACCUGAAACAGGCUUACGUGCGUGUGCUUGUGUUCAGCACCUCAAUUUAUGCCCUACAGUGGAUCGCAGACUGCUUUUGGAAGGUCUUGCAGUUCUUCUCACUCAGGGCCGGCACGGAGAGACCCAUGGCCAAACAACAGGCUUCACCUAGCAAUCUGAAGGAGAAGAUCCGAAAUCUAGAAGAUCAAGUUGAGUGCUUGAAAGCUGCUGUGCAGCUGGCAGAGAAGGGAUCGAGCGUGUGCAAGAUUUGUUAUGAACGAGAGGAAGUGCUGGAAAAAGGCUAUGCUUUGCCAGGUCAAGCGGAUAUCGUCUUCAAGCUUUGUCCUGGCUCUGAAGUUUUGGAGGCACGAAAUAAUUUUCCAGUUACCUUGAAGCUAUCCUUGUCACAAGACGGGAUGUAUUUUGCAGCUUUGGGCCACUUGCCUCCUGGCCGGUCCUCCUGGAACUUUCGUGCAAACUAUGUCCGCAUCCAAUGGACCAAAACCAAAGAGCUCCUGGCAGAAGCGCCAAAGGGCGUGCUGGGCCUCUUCGGGCAGCCAUGCUUUGAUACCAGCAACCUGACUUUUCCAAACACCGAAUGGCAAGUGCCGCAGGUAGUGGUGCGACCCCAAAAUUGCUUCUCUGCAAUGCUCUCGAAGCAUUGUUGUCACCCUUUGAGACCACAAUGCUGGGGCUACAACACUUUGCUUGCAAUGGCUUGCUGUGCUGUUUCUUUCGAACUAUCCACAUCGAAAUCAUCGACUUGUUUAGUGUCCAAUCCAAAGUUUCCAAAUUCCAACCAGGAUUGUCGAGGACGUCCGGUCAAUUUUUUCCGUACAUUCGGGGAUGGAAACGAGCUUAGGCUGGUCGUUGGAGGUCGGAUUUGGCAAAGUCCCCCACAUGAGAUCAAUGCCUCGUUGUCAGUUGGCUGUCUUUUCCAGAGUGUCGUUUACCUCUUUCACGAACUUCAUCACCUGAGCCGUGACGCCAAAUUCUUGCAAGCUAUGUCAGCACACCAACUCCACCUAUACGUUCGACUAUUUCAGGAACUGGUCCUGGCUUGCGACCUUGAGGAUGAGGACUUUUUCCAGCUGAGCGGCUUGCUGCCCAACCAGAUGCUGUACCUCGUGUGGCUGACGACGGGGAGGCGCUAUGAUUGGCUUUUGGAUCGAGUACCACGUCCCUCGCGGCCAUUAAUCAUUGACAUUGGCACAGCUGGAGGUCUAGACACUGCACUGUACUUGGCUUUGGGUGCCCAUGUGGUGUCUGUGGAGGCCAAUCCAUUGGCAGCCAACUGCAGCAAGAGCCGUUUGACGAGACAGAUGCGAACUGGAAAGCUGAGACUGCUGAAUGCCAAGAUCAGCACAGGUACCCUCCGUGGGGGGCAUCAAACUGCAUAG
Cladocopium goreaui is the source of this 3009-nucleotide messenger RNA. The record is from the annotation of a GenBank genome assembly. NCBI's taxonomy places the organism in Eukaryota, Dinophyceae, Suessiales, Symbiodiniaceae.